AGUGCUUCGCCGGAUAUUCACAAAGAGAGUCGCUUGAGCCGGAAUAUAUUGCGCGUACUUUAGAAUACAAACUUCAUAUAUAUUAAUAUAUAUAUGUAUAUGUAAAAACAAACAAACGAAUAUAUAUUUGUACAUUAUUUUUAAGGCAAACUUAUUUGCGAAUGUCGAAAAUAUAAACAAAUACGAAAUACAUUUUUGGUGUUUAGUGAAAAGUUGUGUACAGAAAAAAUAAAAUAAAUAUGAAGUGAAAUGUGGAAAUACAGAAUGUUAAAUACUUUAAAGCAUUAUAAAUAAACAAAAAGAGUAAAAAAAAAUAUCUCACUAUUUUUGAGAAUUUUUUUUUGUAAUCGCGAGACCUUGAUGCAUUACUUGUGUUUUAGAGCUUUGUGCGAAGCAAUGUGUUUGCUUUGAUAUUAAACGGUAGUUUUAACUGUUGAUUCUUUAAAUCAUGCUUUUAACUUAAAACAAAGUUAAUGCGCUGGCUCGAGUGCGGGUGUCGGAGUCUUGCUUUUUUAUUUUGUUGCUUUUCAUGUAUAAUGUGACUACAAAUAUAUGUAUAUAAAUUCAUAUAGAAUUAAGAAAGUGUGCAGAAAUAUAUAAAAACAAAAGAAAUAAACUAAAAUUCAGGAAAAACAAAACCAAUAUCAAUUUGAUCAGCCUCUGCAUGUGACUGUAUGUGUGAAGCGAUAGCUAAACGGGCACACACAGUGAGCGCUAGACAUUCGCCCACUCAUCGCAAAAAUCUACAAAACUCAAAGCAGGAAAUAAAAGCGAAACGUAGAAAAUAAAAUCGUGUACAAAUAAACAACGCACAGCGGGUUGGUGGAGUGUUAAGCGGCGUGGUGUUAUGCGGUGAACGUGUGCGGUGCAUAGCGGCGCCACCAAAAGAAUGUAAGCAAAUCAAAUAAUCGUGACUACGUACACGGUCGCUGCUGUUUAUGUUUGGACGUGCAUUUGUAUUCGCAAUUUACACCUAUAUAUGUCUAUGUAGCGCUGUAUAACCACUAUCAAAUAUCUGGAUUUUGACAUAUUAUCACUGAAAGCAUUGAUUCCAUAGAUGUUGCAGCAUUAAACAAUCAAAGAAACUAGCAAAAACAAAAUACACGCCAAACCAUUAUUUCGAGUUCAACUCACUACUUUUAAAACAUGCAAAAAUGCUAAAAGCAUAAAUCACUUAAAUGAAAUCAAAUUGAAAUUAUUUGCAUUAUUCAAAUUCCAAAACUAUUAUUUGAUAAUAAGAACAAAAAAUUAAAGCCCAUAGAAAAAGUAAUAACACGCAAAAGAGAAAGCCGAAAAAAAAAACCAAAGACAGCAAGAAAGCAUAAUUUACUGUCUACUCAAACCACUUCUGUCCCAUUAACCACCAUUACGAACAGUGUGACCAAAACAACACUAAUACUCAUUGAAUAUUAUGCAAAUAAACGGCACUUCUUCUGGUCCCACAAUGGCUGCGUCUGAGCCACCAGAACCACCGCCGCGCAAUCCGGAUCGCAUUAACGCUUCGCUACACAAACUGAGCGAAUCUAAAAAUAUCAAAUCCCUCGACUCGUGCAUAGCAACGAUAAACGAAAAAACGAUCAACAAUAAUAAACCGUUAAAACCGAUAUUAUCACUGGACCACGGCAACAGUACUAUUGGUAACAACACAAGUUUUAGCAACAGUGCAGCCACUGCCACACCAGCCUCCAAUAGCAAAGGUGCAACGACAGCUAGCGCUACAACAACUGUUACAGCUUCGACUAUAUCUUCCGCUGCCAAUUUAUCGAGCGGCAGCACCACGCUACAGUCAACUACGCCAGCAGCGCCACUCGUGUACACCAAACGCGCUGCAGCAGCGACAACUUCAGUGAUUGCGGCUACCCCAGCAACGACCGCAACAACAACAACGGUUGUAGAUAUCACACCUAGUGUAAACACCGGUGACAGUGUCUCGCCGCUCAGUUCGAAUGGCAGCAGCAGUAAUCAAACGCUCAUCUCACCAAUGACGAUCGAUAAUCAGCAGCAUCGCCUAAGUUUUCCCAAUAAAAACGAGGUGCAUGCAGCACUUAUGGCACAACAACAGCAACAACAUUUGAAUGGCACCAAUGCAACAACAACGCUACUCAAUGGUAGCGUUGCCGGUACAGCGGGCAGUAAUGCAUUGAAUGCUAACAAUGCGAAUGCGAAUUUAGCGACGACGUCUGUGGGGGCUGCGAAUGCUUCGAAUACAACAAAUAGCGCAGAUUCCCCCACAAAACUACGCGAGGAAAACGAACGACUUAGCGCGGAAAUACACCGCCUACGAAAACUGUUGGAAAACUCACCAGAGGGCGCUGUUGGCGGUGUCGACCUUUCGGACUCCAAUAGCUGUGGCGAUGCCCAUUCAACCGACGGCAGCGGUAGCAUGCCACAACAACGUGUCGAUCGGCUGGAAGCCGAGCUACGUUCAGCAAAGAGUCAAAUAAUGACAUUACGCAUCGAACGUAAGAAGCUACGCACCGACAAAAGUGAACUGCUUGCACAGGUAAAGCAACUCUGCGCCUCGCUGCAAGACAAGGAGCAGGAACUGCGUGAUUUUAUACGUAAUUUUCAAGAUCGUGUGCGCGAGACUGAAACAAAUAAUGCAAAACUGACCGGUGAUCGCGAACGUGAACGUUGGCAAUUACUGAAACAGGCACGCGAUGAGGCUGAACGUUCGUUGGCAUUGGCGCAGCAAUUGAAUGCACGUGACCUACAGCUGCAACGUUUGCAAGAUCAGCUACAAGAGGCGCGUCGCCAACUCUCUGGCUGUUUGUCUGAUCAGGAGAGUUUAUUGUCAUUCGCACCACUAACACCGCCAUCGGCCGCUUCGGCUAUGAUCAAUCAAAUGAACGUAACAGCAACAGCGAACAGUGUAAUGCGUAAUGACGAUAGUGGGCGUGGAAAUUCAAAUUCAUUGUCAGCGUUUAGCAGCAGCUUGAGUGGAGGCUCUGGCGCUACGGCAGGUGAUCGUAAUUCUUGUUCGAAUGAUUCGGGUUUACGAAAUAGUAGUGAUCGCGAAAGCACCGGUGGCGAUUUAAACUUCAGUGAUGGUACUUGCGAGAAUGGCCCGUGUAUAACAGUGGAUCCAGAUAGCAUUUCACUGAUCUCUAGUCAAAAUAUGUAUCAAUAUGGCACACCCAAGGAACGUAGUCCAACUCUGUCACCACUGAACUCUGCCGCUUACUCGAGAUCUGUGGAGCAACUGGGCUCGCCCGUGGAGUCGGAUGGUCCUGGCGCCAUUGCGCGUAAAUUCACACCAAAAACCGGCACACUAAGUGCACGUAAUGGGCGCGGUGGUACUUGGGGUAGCAUUUCUCGUGUAUUUGCACGCUCUCGUAAUAAAAAUAAAGCUCUGUCAGCAGAUGGUACUGUUGAAUUAACUCCCUAUCUUUCAGACGCCGACUACUCAUGGAGUCCACUCUCCGAAGAGGGUUAUGCCGAGAAAUUGCGUCUACUGCGUGACGCCGCACAACUGCCAAUGGAAAGAUGGCGCGCAUCACAAGUGCUCGCCUGGCUGGAGGUGGCGCUCGGCAUGCCACAAUAUAGUACGCGUUGUGCAGAGAAUGUGAAAAGUGGCAAGGUGUUGCUUGAAUUGAACGAUGGUGAAUUGGAAGCCGGUUUAGGCUUGGUCCAUCCAAUGCAUCGUAAAAAAUUACGUUUGGCCAUUGAAGAACAACGUAGACCAGAAUUGGUACGCUAUCCAAUGAUUACACAGCUGGGACACACUUGGGUGGCCUCCGAGUGGCUGCCGGAUAUUGGAUUGCCACAAUAUGCUGAUACGUUUUUACAUUCGCUAGUUGAUGCGCGCAUGCUGGAUACGUUGUCGAAGAAGGAAUUGGAGAAGUUUUUGGGAGUGACGCGGAAAUUUCAUCAAGCGAGUAUUGUGCAUGGCAUCCACGUGCUUCGUAUUGUGAAAUAUGAUCGCCAAACACUGGCCAUGCGUCGUGUACAAUCGGAAAAUGUGGACACCGAUCCAAUUGUGUGGACCAAUCAGCGAUUCAUACGCUGGGCGAGAUCGAUCGAUUUGGGUGAAUAUGCUGACAAUUUGAAAGACAGCGGCGUACAUGGCGGUCUUGUCGUAUUGGAACCAUCGUUUUCUGGCGAUACCAUGGCCACAGCACUGGGUAUACCACCCUCUAAGAAUAUCAUAAGGCGUCAUCUCACAACGGAAUUUGAUGCGCUCAUAUUGCCCGCAAGAGCAACCUUGGGCCAAGGCAUACGUUCCGGUUGCGGCAUAGUACCGAUUACGGGACCGGGCGGCUUACAGCACUAUGCCACAACUGAUCGCCGCUCUAAUGGCGCAUUGCGGCAGAUAUCGGCAUGGAAAGGAUCACAGAGUUCUCUCUCUAAAGCCUUCCGUUUCAAUACAAAAUCAUCACGCAGCGGAAGCUCCAUUGGGGAUCGUUCAUCCUUCGGCAACUCCACCUCUCCAACACCAUCGUAUAGUAGCUCCGAAGGUGGUGGAGGAAUUUACGCCACUAUAGGCGGUCAUCCACCACACUCUGCACCAUUCUACUCCACCAGCACACAUCACUUCCCGCCACCGACAACAGCACCACCACCACCGCCACCCUCAACAUCAGCGUCCGGUCUUGGAGCAAAUAUAGGCGGCGGUAAUAUCUUCAACUAUGCACCGCCGGGACAUCGUGUGAGCGCACCGCCGGUGAGUAGCAGCAGCACAGCCGAAUCAGUGACAGAUCGAAAUGCUUUGUACGAACAACAUCGACGUGUGAAAAGCAUCAGCGAUAUUGGCAUGUCUGCUGGUAUGGAUGGUAUUGCGGCCGGUGUCGGUACGGGUGCAACAGCCGCAACUACGACGUGCAGCACAGGUGGAACGACAGCAUCGCUCAAGAGCGCCGGCAGUAUGGGUAGUAGUAGUGGCGGCGGUUUGGGUAGUCGUAGCGGCAGCAUCGGUGGUGGUGGCAGUGGUAGUGUUGGCGGUUGUGCUUCUGUCUCUUCCGGUUCACCUGUAUGAGAAUCAGUUAUCAUGUAAGGCGCGUCGAAUGCGCACUUACAUACAAACAUGCAUGCAUGCAUACAUACAUACUAAGUAACUAGUUAAAUAAAAGACAGAUAAAAAUAUUAAAUUGUAAAUUACAGUGGAACAAUAGCGCAGAGCUUAUUACAAAAAAGUAGGUAUUGGUGGUAUAUAUUUUUGAAAUAUUGAAAAAUAUAGAAACAUUGUUAAUCGCUACAGCAUUUAAUUUACGUAAGUAUAUAUUAAUAAUACAUAAUUCAGUGGCAUAACGUAAGCUCAUUAAUGUUGGCCACACAAACACAAAUACAAUCACAUAAAUGCUUAGAUAUAUAUUAUACAUAAAAAUUGUUGUGACAUUGGAAAUCCAUUAACAGUAUUUACUUUUAUUCUUCUACUUAAUGCAGUAUUUAUAAUAAGUGGCAAAAUGUAAUUGAAAAAACUCAAUCCCUUUGAUUAUGCAAUUUAUUACACAACUGCAAAGUUUUCCAAUAGAAAAACUAAAGGAACAUCAAACAGUAUUUAUUUAAUAACUUUAUUAAAUUUUUUAUCAGGACGCUUAAAAAAACUUUUUGCAUCAUACAGCAGGCUACAUAUACGGCUAAUCCCACAAUGCGAUUAAGAUCAACAUUGAAAACUCGCACAAGCCGAAUGUAUUUAAAAAAAACUAUAUAUACGAGUAUAUUUUGUUUUUCAUCCUACAAAAUGAUAAUAUCAUAUAAUAAGAGAGUGAAUAAGCCACUCGCUACUCAAACCUUUUUUCUACUAUGUGCUCAGGCUUAACUGCACAUAACCUCAUUUUAGUAAUAUAAUGAACCAAAUGUCCAAAGCCAAUCUAAACGAUUCAAAUUUUAAUCGCAAACUUAAAAUUUCACUCUAGCUGAGAGAGAUCUCGAUCAUUUCUAAAGUCGUAUCUAUUUCAGUUAGAAUGAAACAUGAAAACUACAAUGAAGAUUUUGAUCAUUUCGAUUACUUUUGGACACUUGGUUCAUUAUAUUACUAAAGAGAGGUUAUGGACAGUUUAGGCCGAGCACAGAAAAAAAGUAUCCGUAGCUUUAUCUAUCGCUUAUUAUAUUAAACCACAGAUUAGUAAUAUAAUGAACCAAUUAUUCAAAAGCAAUUCAAAUCUUCAUUGUAGACUUCUUACUUCAUCCCAACUGAGAGAGAUACCGUUUUAGAAAUUAUGAAGAUAUAGGCAAGAUGUACUCUCCCUGAUUCAAUAACCUUGGUUCCAUUAUUAAAGUAAUACUUUUUUUUAAAAAACUGUUAUUUUCAAACCUAUAUUUUUAAUCGUUUCACCCAAGAUUUAUAUCAAAUUUUAAAUUGAGUAAUUUUAAAGAAAUUAAACAAAAUAGACAUUCAAAAUAAAAAGGUCUUACUGGAUUUUUCCGAACAUUUUCAUAACACAAUUUGCGUACUUUAGCGCUGAGAUUCACAGAGAUUUCCAAGACUAUUUUCUAUAACAACAAUUUAGACCCAAACAUUUUCAAUCCAAAUUUAACUCACAGUAGGUUUCAAACUAUUCGUAUAGGCAUUUAAUUACUUAUCAUACCCUAUAGCAAACUUAUUCUCCUAAUUUCUAAAUUCCACUCCAUACCAAUAAUCAUUUACAACUGCAACCCAAUUCACUGAUUCACAGCACUGCCAGCUUCAAUGCAUUUGUUUAUGAAUUUCGAUAUUUAUUAUUUAUUUUGUGGCUUUAUUUACCACAGACUGCAUUCAAUCGGAAAAAUUAAUUUCGAAUUUUGUAUUGUGCAUUAGGCAACUACAUAUGUUAAGGUUAGAUAAAAUAUUUUCCCUCAGCAAACACUCUUGUGCCAUACAUAUGGUACUUACAAUUACUUACAUUACAUAACAAUGUGUUAUUGCUUACAAUUCAUUAUGCAGUAAUAAUUAUUAACGUUUAGUCAAAGCCACAGCUUCAUUAUUGAUACAUUAAUAUAUCUACACACAAUUUUAACUGUUAUUGUGUAUUGCAGUGAUUAUAACUGUAGCAUUUGUAAUUGCAAUCAUUUGCACAAAUGUAUGUAAACACCUGCUGGGAAAUCGAGCGAUUUCUAGAAAACUAACCCAUUUAUAACUUUGCUGCCUUUUAAACAACUGUGCUAUUUCUGUGGAAAUGCCAGUGGGAAAUCUGUGGUAUAAGUUAUUUCUUUUUGGUAAUUGGAAACCAGUUCUAAACCACAAACUUAUAUUCGCAAUGCAUCUGCCUGGAGCAUAUUAUAUUUUAACAGUUGAAUAAUUUUAUUGAAAUUACUUUCACUCAUUAUAAAUAACGAAGUCUCAUAUUGAAUUUAUUUUAAAAAGCUGGAUACUAAGUAUAUUUCGUACUAUGUUGAAACGCUGAUAAAUGAAAAGUUCCACUAAGCAAGUAUUCACAAACCUUUAGAUUCUUGAUAAUUAUUCCAAAAGCUGUGAAUUGUACUUCAUAUAUUGCAAGAAGCACUAAAAAUAGUCCCUCUUACCUUUACCAACAGCUUGGGUUGUGAAAUGUGGCUGCUAAAUUUGUAUCGAAAAGUAUCAGAAAUAUUAUUCUACAGCUGGAUCCCAUCAGAAUUGCUUUGGAGAUUAUGGUUCGUUGAAAAAUCUGCUUGAAAAAUGAAAGUGUCUUACAAUUAUGAGACUCUGAGAUCAUAAGGUUUGACUACUUAGACACGUUAAGCUUCAUAAUUAUACCCUGAAAUGCCCUGUUCAUUAAGUGUGGCACAAAGUUUGUAAGACCCAAAAGGAAACAUCGGUGACCUUAUAAAGUGUGAAAAUUAUUAGUGUGACGAGCUAUGGCGAUUUAGCCAUGUGUAUACGGGAACUAGUCCCACAGAGUUUGAGAUAUCGUUCUGAAAUUUUGCACAGAUACUAAAAAUCUGCUCAUUUGCCAAAACUCCCGAUAUAGGACCACUAUAAGAUGUAGCUGCCAUAUAAACUGGCCGAUCGAAAUCACGUAAUAAUACAACUCUUUCAUUUGAGGAGAUAUUUUCGCCAAAUUUGGCAUGAAUUAUAGUGCAAGGUAAUGGUUCAAUCUCCGAAUAAAUUGUUUGGAUUUAUAACAAUAUAGCUGUCACACAAUAUAAACAAUCAGAAGCAAGUUCUUGUAUAGAAAGUUGUUUAUUUGUAAAGGGUAUUUUAGCUUCGGUGCAAUCGAAGUUAACGUUUUUUCUUAGGAUAUUUUUGAAUAUUUUGGUUUGAAGUUCAUCGUGCGUUCUUGGACAAAUAAAUUUCCAAUGACACAAUGACAAAUCCACCAUUAAACUUUCUCAUUCCCACCAUGAUUCAAUACCAUUAGAAAGUUUUCAGUAUGCUUGAAUUCAAAAAAUCUCACAAUCUCUGCCUUUCCUGCUGCUUAUUUGGGUUUUUACGUAGUUUUGGUUAUUAUUCGACAUCAUAUAAUAUAUACUAAGAUACACAGAACUUAUGCUGAAAUCGUUGGCCUAAUUGAAAAAUUGUUUUAGGUACCUCACAGUAUUUAAAUUUUAACUCAUGAACAAAACUUAAAGAUCCACCUCUUCCGAAAACUCAACCCACUUGCAAAAAAUGUGUGCAUAAAUUUGCAAUAAAUUUAAAAAUUAAAUAAUUUGUCAUGUUAUAAUUGUAAAUAUAUGUAUGUAUGUACGUAUUAGACUAAUGAAAGUAAUUAUUUACAAUAUUUAAACAAUAAAUUUUAUAAAUUUCCUAUAAUGAGCAAAUUUGUAUGUUCUUGUUGAAAACAUGCAUGAAAAUCCAAAUUUGAAAAAAAAAAUGAAUAAAUAAAUAAAUGAAAAUCUAAAAAAUUCAUUCAUACAUACAUGCAUACAUACAUUAGUGGAAUAUGUACAACGGUGUUUAGAUUGAGUUGUGUGAUGAAGCGUGUUUGGUGCCCCUUACCAUGAAUUGGGUAUGCAUAUGCUAAGCACAUUUGUAUAGACACAUAGAUAUUUAUGUAUGUGUUUUUUUUAUACAUAAUGUACAUGUCAAUAUGUAUGUAUGUAUGUACAGACACGUGCUAAUGCUAUUAUUACAAACACAAUUAUAAUGCGAUUUAAAUUAAAAGCCAAUUAAGACCCACGAAUCGAUGAAAAUUUUGCGAAGCUAUCAAACUAAUUCAAGCAUUGCAAAAAAAAAAUAAUAUAAAAGAUAAUAAUAACUAUAAAAAA
Bactrocera oleae (olive fruit fly) is the source of this 9102-nucleotide messenger RNA. The record is from RefSeq and is a predicted model, not a curated record. Lineage: Eukaryota; Metazoa; Arthropoda; Insecta; Diptera; Tephritidae.